AUGUUUAAAAGCUACAACGGGUAUCUCAAGGUAACACACGGGCGUCUUGCUGCAUGCAACAUAUUCCUGAACCAACUCAAUGAGGUGAAAAUUGCGGGGUUUGGACCCAUAUCUGCUGGCCAGGAAGGCGAGGAAGACGAAGGAGACGCGGACUCUGAAAACAAAGUAGGUGAAACCCCGUAUAUGGGUAUAAGUCGCAACCUUCUCCAGCGCCUGAAGAGCGGUGAGCGUCUUGAAAAACCAGAGCUUUGCGAUGAAACAUGGUAUAAUGUGAUGCAGGAUUGUUGGGAGUACGACCCAAAGAAACGACCUUGCUUUGCGGAAAUCCGCGACCAACUUGACAAAUUCUUCUUUAAUUAUCCGGGAGGCAACUUUUAUUUCAACAAACGCUAG
Molecule: messenger RNA, 393 nt
Organism: Mya arenaria
Lineage: Eukaryota; Metazoa; Mollusca; Bivalvia; Myida; Myidae
Product: tyrosine kinase receptor Cad96Ca-like
Exons: 3
Coding region: 1-393 (130 amino acids)
Biological process (GO): protein phosphorylation; positive regulation of kinase activity; multicellular organism development
Cellular component (GO): signaling receptor complex
Molecular function (GO): transmembrane receptor protein tyrosine kinase activity
Source: RefSeq, a predicted model, not a curated record